CCCUCCUCCUCCCGCCGCGACACAAUGGACGACGCCUGGAGGUGGGACCGAGAGGGAUUUGCCUCCGACGGGGGAGGGAACCCAAGUUUCCCCCAUUUUUUGUUUUUGUUUUUUUGUUUUUGAAGGAGCCGUGGAAGCAGGAGUGAAGGUGGGGGGGAAAGGGUGUCGGAGUUCCCCGAGAAAGUAGUCUCCGAAGUGGAGAGCCGAGUGUCCACUUCCACGGCUCUCUAACGUGACAAAGUAGCUUACCUUACACCUUUUUUCUUUUUUUGGGGGGGACAAAAACAGAAGUUGGAAGAAAGAAAAGCGGUUUUCUCCGCCAAGUGUCCGUGAGUGGUGGAGUCCUCCGGCCGCUGACAGCAGCAGCCGCCCCGCAGAAGACGACCUUCCGACCGGCUCUCUCCUCGCAACCCCGGCAGCUCCGAUGGACCUGAGAUAACCUCGCCUGGCCAGUCUUCUUCUGGAGCCCAACCGGACCCAGGAUGGCAGAUCCCAGCGGCCUUAGCCCUGAGGCGGCGGGGGCCGGCGUGGUGGAGGUGGACGCCUGCAGCUUGGAGUUGGAGAGGAAGUAUGACAUCAUCCCCGCUGUCAUCUGCUCCAUGUGUUGUCUCUUUGGCAUCAUCUACUGCUUCUUUGGUUAUCGGUGUUUCAAGGCGGUGAUGUUCCUGUCGGGUCUGAUGUUUGGCUCGGUCAUCAUCUUCCUGCUGUGCCACAAGGAACACGUGCUGGACACGCAGCUGAGCGUGGAGGCCAGCGCGGGCAUCGGCCUGGGCAUCGGGCUGCUGUGCGGCCUGGUGACCAUGUUGGUGCGCAGCGUGGGCCUCUUCAUGACGGGCCUCCUGCUGGGUCUCCUGCUGGCGCUGGCCGCUCUGCUGCUGGCCCAGCACUUCUACACGCCCGCCACCUUGUGGGUGCCCCUGGGGGCGCUGCUGGGCUCCGGCAUGCUGUUCGCCGUGCUCACCCUGCAGUGGCAGAAGCUCUUCACGGUGGUCUCCACGGCGGUCUUCGGCGCCGCCAUCAUGACGGUGUGCGCCGACUACUUCGUGGAGAUGCUGGCGUUGGCCACGCACGCGUACCAGUGCCUGCGCCUCACCCCCGGCCCGCCUCUCUGCUGGUACAGCUGGGUCAUCCUGGGCAUCUGGCCCGCCCUCAGCCUGGUGGGGGUCCUGAUGCAGUGGAAACUGACGCAAGACAGCUUCUCCCACACGGAGGUUGUGUUGAGUCGGCGCCAGAAGAGAGUGCAGCUGAUGCGCAUCCGCCAGAAGGAGGGCAAGAAGCGGCAGCAGGCAGGUGGGCAGGAAGGCACGUACCGCCGUAAAGCCACGCCACUCAAACCUUACGCUGGGGACCUUCUGGCACCGAGCUACCUCCAAAGUCUCCGGGACAGACAAAUGAGCACCAGCACGUCCCUUAGCAGCCAGAGCACGUCCAACCAGACCGCCGUGGACCUGGACUGCGACAGCGCCUCCACCGUGCCUCUCACCGCCGCCGCCAGGUCCAUGGUCCACGUCUGAGAGCCGCUUUCAAAACCCAGGUCAGGGACAACGGUCUCGGUGAAGAAUACGUGAGCCACUUUCUGCCGUCCUUAGUCCACCUUGUCAGGUUUUUUCUUUUUACUGCUCGGAGGACCAUGCAUGCCAAGUUCUCCUCCAGCAGGACUGGGAUUCUGUGGAGGAGUUUUAUAAUUUAUUGGUCACACCUGGUAGUGAUGAGGACUGUAAAUACAUGAAGGAAAUCUGCCUUCCCAACUCUCUCACUGCUGCCUGCUCACUCGGGCAAGAAGGACUUCCUAUUCUGGACUUGAAGUUUUGUUCUUCUCGCUCACCCGAGGCAGGACAAAACCUUUCAUGAGCCACACUUUUCUCUCUUCUUUGGCUUCAUUGUGCACAAAAACAGACAUAUUUCUCCCAUGGAGCGCACUUUUCUCACACUUUUAGCUCAUUUUCAUGCCUUCCUAGUUGACCCUAAAUGUUAGCACUCAACUUUAUUCUUAAAUCUACAAAAGCCUAAAGCAGUCAAGUUGUGUAAAUGCUAAAUAAAAAGAGAAUACAACAAA
Nerophis ophidion (straightnose pipefish) is the source of this 2056-nucleotide messenger RNA. RefSeq names its product transmembrane protein 198-like. The transcript has 5 exons. Gene Ontology annotation, cellular component: plasma membrane. Lineage: Eukaryota; Metazoa; Chordata; Actinopteri; Syngnathiformes; Syngnathidae. The record is from RefSeq and is a predicted model, not a curated record. The coding region runs from base 483 to 1514 and encodes 343 amino acids.